CUCCCUCCUCUCAGCCUCCUCUGCCUCUAGUUGGAUUUGGAGCUGAGAGACUCACUAGGAACAAUGGGUUUCCCUCGCCUGCUGCUCGCCCUGGGCUGCCUUUUGCUGGCCAUCCUUUGCAUCCAAGGAGCCCAUGGGAAAGUGGACGUCUUUACCCCGGACGUGGUGGAGGCAGAGAUUGGGAAAACCGCGAUCAUCAAAUGCCGUUUCUCCGCCCCAGAAAACAGCAGCUACUUUUACAUCCACUGGUACUCGAUGGAGAAAAACGCACGGACGCUGAUCAUCUCCAUGAUCCAAGAUGCGGAGCAAAACAAGGACCCUAAAUUCAAGGAUCGGUUGAGCAUCACCCCCAAUUUUUCCCUCAAAAUCAGCGACGUGGUCUUGCAGGAUGCCAAGGUUUAUGUGUGCCAGGUGGGAUUAGGCAGCUUGGGCACCGGCGAGAAUCGGACGGAGCUGCGCGUCUCCAAAGCUCCAGAAACUCCUGUGAUCCAGAAGACAGAUGGAGGCAUUAUGGCAUCCGAUUCCGAGAAUUACGAGAUUGCAAAGUGUAUCAGCCGUAAUGGCUUCCCAGCCUCAACCAUCACAUGGUACAAGGAUGAAGAACAUCUGACAGAAAAUGGACAAGACAUUGACAUCCGCAUUGCGCACAUCAAGGAAAGCAGUGGAUUGAUCACUGUCCAGAGCACCCUUUUGGCACAAGUGACCAAAGAAGACCGCAAGGCUCACUUCCACUGCCAAGUGAAUUACAGCCUGGCAGGGAUUAAUAAGACUUCCAAGUCUGAAAGCUUCCAAAUCAAUGUUCACUACCCCUCAGAGAACAUCAGUCUUGUGAUAGACACACAGAGCCCGAUGGUGAAGGAAGGAGACAACGUGACGCUACGUUGCGAAGCUGAUGGCAACCCAGCACCUGAGUACACCUUCACCAAAAUUAAAGAGGGGAAUGAAGAGGAUCUCCCAGAUAUUUUGGGUGGAAAGUUAUCCUUUCACGACGUCAACAGGAACGACAGCGGCAUCUACGUGUGCAAAGCCUUCGACUUGCAAAUCUUAAGAGAGCUGAAUGCUACCGCGAACCUGUUUGUGAACUACCUCGAUGUGCCCACAAUUGCGGUCGCCACCUUAAAGCAGCGCAAACACCAGUGGGAAAGAGACCUCACCCGGCUCAAACACCUCUUGGAAGGGGACAGUGUGUUUCUUACCUGUAGCGCAACAGGUUCCCGGCCUUUGGAGUUCCAGUGGGAAAAGAAAGGGAAGCUGAUCGCAAAGGGGGAGCAGCUCAACUUGACCAGCGUCACCUACACAGCUACAGGGGAUUAUACCUGCCGGGUAACCAUGCCGGACAUCCCUGACCUCUUCCGCUCCAAAUCGAUUCCCAUGGCUGUUCACGCAAUACCGCAGCUGGCGCAACUAGAAGACCUCUUGUUUGUGAAGGAAGGUGAGCUGCUGAACUUGACGUGCAGCGCAUUUUCCUUAAGCAAGACCAAAGUGACAUGGAGCACAAAAAACUUAACAAGCGAAAACCUGCAGAGUGAAACAGUUUCACAGAAUCACCAGCACAAGAGUGUGCUCUCAAUCUACGUCACCAAGGCACUUCUGGAAUCGGGAAUCAAUUGCACUGCUGAAAACAGGAUUGGCAGAGCUGAGCAUCAAUUCAGGCUGGAGCUGAGGCCAGAAGUGGCAGAACCUGAUAACAGGACUGGUCCGACAAAACAGGAGAGCAAAGGGGUCAUCAUUGUGGCCGUGGUGAUCUGCAUCAUGGCGAUUUCUAUCCUGGGUGCCGUCCUUUACUUUCUGCACAAGAAAGGGAAGCUUCCCUGCGGACGCUCUGGAAAACAAGAGAUCACAAGGCCUGAAGCGCAUAAAGACGAGAUUGUAGUUGAAGUUAAGUCAGAUAAACUUCCGGAAGAGGCGGGGCUUCUGCAGGGCACCAACGGUGAGAAGCGAUCAGCAAAUGACCAGGGAGAGAAAUACAUCGAUCUGAGGAACUGAGGAGUGUUACCCGUGCAUCUUUUUCGGAGGGUUUCUUCUGUCUUCUCCCAAACGCUUCCUUUCCCCCUUGCUCCCAUUGCCAAACUCACAGCCAACGAAUGCACAUGACCAAAUGCAAAGGACCCAUCACAGUCCGUCCUAAGGAUUUUGAAGGACAAAAAGACUAUCUGAAAGAGACUGGCAUUCCUUUUCUCCUGAAGACCAAAAAGAGGAAAAAAAGAGGAAAUACUGUUUUUGAAAGUUAUUGUUUAAAAGCAUCCGCAUUAAGGAGCUGCUGGGCUGGGAAAUCACUCUCUGCCAUACAUGUUCUAAAUUCGUCAUGUUUUAGGAGAAAGGAGAAGAAAUCUUCCUCCUAACUUAGUUCACCAAAUGUUAUUAGUACCAUACAUGUACUAAGCUUCUUCAGUUGAUUUUUUUAGUUCUUGGCUUGGUUAGAAGUUUCGGUUCUUGGUUAGGAGAAAGAAAGAUUUUUCUCCCAACAUCUUUCUCUAAACAUAUCAUUUUUCUCACAAAGCGCUUGCCAAGCAGGACUGGUCAAAGUUAAACAAUUCUAUUUUUCCAUUAAGAGUCUGUCCAAACCUAGGACAAUGAUAGCCAGAAGAACCAACGUUGGGAGGAUUGGAGAAAAGCUCAAGGCGACUUUGGUUUUUACAGACUGGCUCUAAACUGUAGAAAAGAUUGAAAGCCAGAUUGCUCCCUGAACUGUUUCUAUUUAUCACAGACAAAGUCGUGAGGAUGUACAGCUGAAAAGGCUUUGGACCUGAAGCAUGGAUGGGAAACCACAAAGUGAAGGAUGGUAGGAUGGUCAGGUCAUUGGGGCAUAAUUUCCAAAUCAAGUCAUACAAUGAUUCUGUGCAGGGAAAGGUGCUCUCAGCACUUCAGAUGUUAAGAUAGCAACAAGGCACCCCGCUCUUUUUGGGAGGGGUAUGUACAAAUUGUAUAGUCCAUUGUGUUUUGAUCUGCCAACUUACGUUAUACCUCCCCCUUCCUACAAAAUCCACAACCCCUUGCUCCUAAAAUAGAUUACUUAAGCAACGCACUUGGCUGUCUUAGGAGAAAGGCCCCUCUAAUCCAGCUUCACUGGAAGAAGAUGGAGUGGAAGCAGAUGCCUUCUAUUUUUCUUUCAUUGUGCAGCCUCUGCAAAUACACUGAGGACAAGUGGAGACUUGCCUGUUCCAAAACAGUAACGUCAGGAUGCUUCCUUUGCCAACCUGGCCACGUGGCUGAAGCCAAACCCUUCUGCUUCAGUUCCCCGGUCCCUAGAUUUGAAAGGGGCAACAGAGAGAAAAAUAUUGUAGACCACCUGCUUCUGUACAGCAUGAUUCCCUAUGAGGUUUGGAGUCCCAAUUACCACCCAGACUUCAGGUGUGAACAGUGUCCAACUCAAAAAGAGUUACAAUUUUUUUUGCUUUAGACACUCGUUUUCUUGGUGGUUAAAAGGGGCAAACUUGUUAACCAAAAAGGGGAGAGAAGGGAGUGUUGCGCUUCACCUUGCAAGCCAGAAAAUUAUCCAAAACGAAGCUUUUGUUAUAUAUAUUUUUGUUGAUGAUGUGUGUGUAAAUUUAAGAAUGUUUGAGUUGCAGGGUUUUUAUAUAUAUUAUAUAUAUGAAAAAUAAAAUUAAAA
Molecule: messenger RNA, 3610 nt
Organism: Sceloporus undulatus (fence lizard)
Lineage: Eukaryota; Metazoa; Chordata; Lepidosauria; Squamata; Phrynosomatidae
Gene: MCAM
Product: melanoma cell adhesion molecule
Exons: 16
Coding region: 64-1986 (640 amino acids)
Biological process (GO): angiogenesis
Cellular component (GO): plasma membrane
Source: RefSeq, a predicted model, not a curated record